Tarenaya hassleriana is the source of this 2120-nucleotide messenger RNA. RefSeq lists its product as uncharacterized. The transcript has 4 exons. Bases 17 to 1933 code for a protein of 638 amino acids. The record is from RefSeq and is a predicted model, not a curated record. Lineage: Eukaryota; Viridiplantae; Streptophyta; Magnoliopsida; Brassicales; Cleomaceae. Gene Ontology annotation, molecular function: zinc ion binding.
UCAACACAAUAUUAAGAUGUCAUGUUGGGGUGAAACCAGAUCAGGAGCUGUAUGUAGGACAGAAGAAUGUCCUUGGAGAAUUUAUGCUUCAUUGGAAAGCUCCAUGAGCAAAUGGAUGGUAAAAGUGUUUCAUCCACAUCACAGCCACAUUGCAAAAGAUCGUGCAGAUAUGGUUUCGAUGAGGCAUAUUGCUGAGUUAUUUUGUGAUGUUCUUAGACGGAACCCAUCUUAUAAGGCCGCUGACAUUCAACAUGAUAUGAAGACAGAGUAUCAGCUGACAGUCCCGAUCAGUAAAUGUUUCAAGGCAAGGCGCAUUGCAUUGGAUAUGGUAAUGCAAGAUCAGGUGGUGCAAUUUGCAAAGCUGUGGGAUUACGAGCAUGAGCUCCGAAGGUCUAACCCUAACACAACCACUGAAAUUGUCAUUGAUAAUGGGUUAUUUAACAAAUUCUACAUAUGCUUUGAAGUGCUACGCAAUUCGUGGAAGAAAUCUUGUCGACCAGUCAUUGGACUUGAUGGAUGUUUUCUAAAGUGGGAGCUAAAAGGAGAACUACUUGCAGCGGUUGGUCGGGAUGCCGAUAAUCGUAUUUUUCCUAUUGCAUGGGCUGUUGUACAUAUGGAGACAAUAGACAGCUGGACUUGGUUUGUUCAGAAACUAAAAGCUGAUUUAUCCUUGGGAGAUGGCCAAAACAUCACCAUAUUGUCUGACAAACAGAAGGAUUUGUUGAAUGCAAUUCAUCAUGAAUUACCACGUGCGGAGCAUCGAAUGUGUGCUCGACAUAUAUAUGAUAACUGGAAGAAGUCAUUCAAGAGUCUAGAACUGAAGUGCCUAUUUUGGAGAAUUGCAACAAGUUUCCAUCAAGGAAUGUAUGCGGAACACAUGGGUACAUUGGCUUCUAAAGAUCCUGAUGCAUAUGAAGCGUUGCUCCGAACUGAGCCAACACAAUGGUGUAGAGCUUUUUUCAAGGUAGAUUCACAUUGUAAGGAUGUGCAUAACAACUUAUCGGAGAGUUUCAACCGAACUAUCAAAGAGGCAAGGCUGAGACCAAUGAUUGACAUGCUUGAAGAAAUCCGUAGACAAACAAUGUUACGGAUUGCAAAGAGAUCGGUUCAGGCAACCAAGUGUGUUACAGAGUUCACUCCAAAAAUAAUGGCGGAGUUGGAAGAGGCUCGGGGAAAGUCAAGGCAUUGCAUGAUGAUACCUAGUGGUCGAGGCAAAUACGAGGUAAUGGAAUUCGGGGUUAGUUUUUCUGUUGACCUGUAUGCCAAGAGUUGCGCAUGUCGUAGAUGGGACUUGACGGGUGUACCGUGUCAGCAUGCCAUUACAGUGAUCAAUGAGAUGAGAUAUGAUCUUCCAAGAUAUGUGGCUGAAUAUUAUUCCAAAUCAACAUGGGAGGAGACAUAUACACGUAAUAUUGAUCCGGUUAAUGGAGAACCAAUGUGGGAAAAAUUGGGCAAAGAUCCAAUCGGUGUACCUAAUUUUAGAAGAAUGCCAGGCCGCCCGACAAAGUUCCACCGACGAAAAGAUCCUCAUGAAAGUCCAAAAAAGGCUGGACACAUGACACGCCAUGGUCGACAAAUGACAUGCGGUAGAUGUAGGCAAGUUGGACAUAAUGCUGCCGGUUGUAAGAAUGAACCCGUUCUUGUGUAUGGACCAAAGAGGAAGAGGGGCCGACCAAGAAAAGAUGUUCAAGCUCAGAAUCCAAGGAAUCAAGUUCAGAAUGAAAGAGUUCAGGUUCAGGAAACGCAGACAAAUAAUACAUCACAAAAUUCAGGUACCCUAGACCCAACUCAACCAACUCAAAGAAGUCAGACUGUGCAGACACAACAACAGAGGCCGCCUACACACCGUCGUAUACUGGGCAAUACGCGUACACCGCAAUUCGGCCCGAGAACAACACUUACCAACACAUCGUUCCAAGUCCCAUGGAAGUAAUCAAGACCCAACACACCAACAUAGUCAUGUCUGCUUUUUUUUUUUGCUAUCCUGUGAUUUGCUCGAACCGUUUUGGUGGUCAUCGUUAUGUUUGUUAUUUUUUUGUUAUGGUCGAGCAUACUUUAGCAGGUUUAUGUUGGUAUGUGUUUUGGUUAGGCAGACUUCAUGUAUUUUGGCUAAUCCUAAA